This is a messenger RNA of Triticum dicoccoides, 1777 nucleotides long. Its product is annotated as U1 small nuclear ribonucleoprotein 70 kDa-like. Gene Ontology annotation, cellular component: precatalytic spliceosome; U2-type prespliceosome; U1 snRNP. The record is from RefSeq and is a predicted model, not a curated record. Gene Ontology annotation, molecular function: U1 snRNA binding; mRNA binding. NCBI's taxonomy places the organism in Eukaryota, Viridiplantae, Streptophyta, Magnoliopsida, Poales, Poaceae. Gene Ontology annotation, biological process: mRNA splicing, via spliceosome. The transcript is spliced from 10 exons. Bases 65 to 1510 code for a protein of 481 amino acids.
UCCCCACAAUCCCUCGAACAAUCUCCUCCGAGCUCGCGAAUCAGCCGCCGCCGCCGCCGCCGCCAUGGGCGACUACGGGAACGCGAUGAUGCGGAACCAGGAUGCGGGCGUGCAGUCCCGCGUGAAGGCGCAGAGCCGCGCCAACCUCCUCCAGCUCAAGCUGAUCGGGCAGAGCCAUCCGACGGGGCUGACGACGAACCUGCUGAAGCUGUUCGAGCCACGGCCCCCGCUCGAGCACAAGCCGCCGCUCGAGAAGCGCAAGUUGCCGGCUUACUCAGGGAUGUCGCAAUUUGUAUCGCGGUUCGCAGAGCCUGGUGACCCGGAGUAUGCUCCGCCUGUCCCCACGUGCGAGACUAGGGCUGAAAAGAAGGAUAGAAUCCAUCAACUUAAGCUUGAGGAAGGUGCAGCUAAGGUUGCUGAAGAGCUCCAGAAGUAUGACCCACAAAAUGACCCCAAUGUCACUGGAGAUCCAUACAAAACACUCUUUAUUGCACGACUUGGCUAUGAGACAUCCGAGCAGAAGGUUAAAAGGGACUUUGAAGCUUAUGGGCCUAUUAAAAGGGUACGGCUCAUUACUGACAAGGUAACAAAUAAACCUAGAGGAUAUGCAUUUGUAGAGUAUGCGCACACUCGGGACAUGAAAAGUGCUUAUAAGCAAGCUGAUGGGAGAAAAGUGGAUAACAAAAGGGUGCUUGUUGACGUAGAGCGUGGUAGAACUGUUCCAAAUUGGCGUCCUAGGAGAUUGGGUGGUGGACUUGGAUCAAGCAGGAUUGGUGGUGAAGAUGCUGCCCAGAAGCAUUCUGCUAGAGAGCAACAGAACGCUGCUGGGCGACCCAGAUCAGAAGAGCCUAGGAGGGAUGAUCGUCCUGCAGAUCGGGAUCGUGAGAAAUCUCGUGAUAGGGUACGGGAAAGAGAUCGUGACGAGAAAACUCGUGAACGCUCGCAUGACAGGACCCGUGAUCGUGAUCCAAGGGAAGAUAGACACCACCAUAGAGAUCGUGAGAGAACUCGUGAUAGGGACCGAGAACGGGACCAGGAGAGAGACCGUGGGCGUGACCGGCGGGAUAGGGAUAGGCACAAGGAUCAUGGCCGGGAUAGAGACCAGGAUAGAGACAGGAAACGUGAGCGCUCUCAUGGCAGGGGUAGAGACCGUGACAGAGAUUACGAGCGUGCAAGUCACGAACAGGACCCUGGCAGGGACCGAGAUUACAAGCGUGCGCGCCAUGAACAUGAUCGUGGUCAUUUGCAGGAGAGUGAGGCUGAUUAUGGUAAUGGUGAGCUUGGCUAUAACCAGCAUGAGCACCACAGAAGUCAUGAACAGUAUGGUUAUGGCCUAGAUGGACAUGAGCGCUCAAAGCGACAUGAGCAUUACCGGGAUGAUCCACACAGUAAAAUGGCAACCAACCAUCAGGGGCAACCUGAAAAUGCAGAACCUGCAGUCCCUGAGGAAGGGGAGGCAUAUGAAGAAGGGGACUACCAGCAUAUCCAAGUGGGUGAAUACAGGAACUAAAACUUGAUAGUUGUGGUAAGGCUUUGUUAACGCAGUAAUAUUCGUAUCAUUUCAGCUGUUCCCAGUGGUUCUCUCGCCUUUUUCUUGUUGGCACUUCCAGUCUUAUCCUACUUAUUUUUGGUGUGUUUGUUUGUUGUAUGCUAUUUGUAAUAAUUUGCUGGAUAAUGCUUGUGGUUUGCGUUCACUUGUUAGUGAUGUUCUAUGUAAUUUUGAAGCCAAUGGCCAAUCAAUGUGAACUUGUUACUUGCCUAAUGUGGAUUAAGUUUA